Molecule: messenger RNA, 336 nt
Organism: Botrytis porri
Lineage: Eukaryota; Fungi; Ascomycota; Leotiomycetes; Helotiales; Sclerotiniaceae
Exons: 3
Coding region: 1-336 (111 amino acids)
Biological process (GO): mitochondrial respiratory chain complex III assembly
Source: RefSeq, a predicted model, not a curated record
AUGGCGUUAGCAGCUUACAGACAUCUUCUCCGUGCGACUCGAGUCGCAUUCAACGAAGAUAUCGCGGUCCUUACCUCCGCGCGCAAACAAGCCCGUAGCACUUUCCUCGCCAACCGAUCUCUCGCUCCCGAAUCACCAGAAUCUAUAGCUGCCAUUGCGCAUGCGGAAGAUGUUGCGCAAUUCUUGAGGCGAAAUGUGGUCCAGGGACAGAAAGCAGAGGGGGAUGAAAAGUAUAAGUUAAACAUCCACGAAGAUACGGAACGAGGAGAUAAUGAUACGAUCAAGAUGCCCAAUGGAAAGAAUGUUACCAUUGAUGGGAAGACGUGUAAGGACUAG